Molecule: messenger RNA, 5266 nt
Organism: Leopardus geoffroyi (Geoffroy's cat)
Lineage: Eukaryota; Metazoa; Chordata; Mammalia; Carnivora; Felidae
Gene: TNFSF18
Product: TNF superfamily member 18
Exons: 3
Coding region: 213-749 (178 amino acids)
Biological process (GO): tumor necrosis factor-mediated signaling pathway; T cell proliferation involved in immune response
Molecular function (GO): tumor necrosis factor receptor superfamily binding
Source: RefSeq, a predicted model, not a curated record
UUAAGCCUUCUGUUCCUUUCAGUGCAUUUGGUCUGGUGCCAAACGAGAGUCAGCACUUAGCCCAAAAGUAUCAUUUUCCAGCACACAGAAUCAGAAGGAAAACCCCGCCUCUUACACCCACUACUAAUUACCAUACCACAAAACUGACUAGUUGCAUCACUGGCCCAUCACUUGUGAAUAUCUGCUUUCCAGAGCUCUCAUUCCUGCAGAGAAUGAGUUUGAGCCACAUGGAAGACAUGCCUUUAAGCCAUUCAGGCCCUCAAGGAACACACAGACCAUCCUGGAAGCAAUGGUUCCUCUACUCAACCAUAGUUAUUUUGCUGUUUCUCUGCUCCUUCAGUACACUAAUUCUUACUUUUCUUCCACUCAAGACUGCCAGUGAGCCCUGCAUAGCUAAGUUCGGACCACUUCCUUCAAAAUGGCAUAUGACAUCUCCUAAGCUUCCUUGUGUGAAUAAUACAGCUGAUUGGAACCUGAAGAUACUUCAGAAUGGCUUGUAUUUAAUUUAUGGUCAAGUAGCUCCAAAUACAACCUACAAGGAACCAGCUCCCUUUGAGGUGCGGCUAUGUAAAAACAAAGACGUCAUACAAACUCUAACAAACAACUCUACAAUUCAAAAUGUAGGAGGGACUUAUGAACUGGAUGCUGGAGAUACGCUUCAUUUGAAAUUCAACGAUGAACAUCAGGUUCUUAAAAAUAAUACCUACUGGGGGAUCUUAUUGCUAACAAACCCCCAAUUUAUCUCCUAGAGACUCAAUUUGGUCUCCUCAUCAUCUUUAGCACAUGCAGAGAGGCUGAUGGGUGGGUUGAAGGAGGCAGAUUUUCAACACACACAGUUUGCCUGCAUGCACAAAUCAGCAUAAACAGAACUCUUGUCUGCAUGUGAGUUUUCAUCUCUCAAGCUUAACUGAAGACAAGCCAGAGACAUUUGAUUACCCCCGACAUUGGGUUGACAAAACACUUUACUAAUCCAUGAUAAAUGACUAUGGGUGGCUCGAGGACAGAAGCUUCUCAAAGAGUCUUUGUCUAAUUCUUAAAUCCUUGGGUGAAAAAAUUGUCUUAUAUCCCUGGGAAUCUUAACUGGUAUGCCAAAAAAGAUCCAGGGCAAUGGUCUGGCUUUGUUCUCAUAUUCUUGGGCUGCUUCACCUUAUUCUUCCCAUACUCCUGUCUUUUGAGGCCCUCCUAUUAAAAGUAGUCAGACUGGGAGGGUGGCCACAAACAUGCCAACAACACCCCACUUUAGAUGUGAUGAUGUUAGAUGAUAGGGAACACUAUCGUUAUUGGGACAGAGGCAUAGGUGGCAUGGAAUGGAUGCACUUUACUUGGGAACAUCCCUGGAUUUCAUCAUGUUCAGGAUGCAGAGUGCUUUAUAAAACCAGUUGGUCAAAGGACUCAUUCUGAACCUUCACAGAGGCUCCUGGGAACUUGUUUAUUGUGUCUACAUGUUGUCAGUGGUAAAGAAAGAGUAAUCAUAAAAAUUAACCCCCAGAAAUUGGUAUCAUCAGUACUGUAUUAUGUCAUGUAAUAGUUUCCUGUUUUUAGCUGGCUCUUCACAGUUUGCCAAGUGCUUUCAAUAUAUCACAGGGCAACUCCAGGAAGCUAACGGGGCAGGUGUUUUGGCACAAUUUAAACAAUGAGAAUAUAAAGGCAGAGAGAACAUCGGUAAUUUGCCUCAACCCAUAGAACUAGAGAUUAACAGUGGGCUUCCCCACUGUCUCGUACUGCCUUAGCUUAAGAGUUGAUAUUUCAGCUUUCGUGUUAUAGUCUAUAAAGUUUAGCAGAUUUAAUUAUCAGGAGAUACAUUCCCUUUCAGCCCAAGGUGGGUAGAAUAAAGCUACAACACAUCUCUCCUUUCUUAGCAAACUUUUCCUUUCCCUGCUUAUAGCAGGAAACACAAGGGUAUUGCUCAGGGCUUCCUUCAAACAAAUCCCCUUGCUGCCUUGGUCACAUGUGUUAACUUCUGAAAAUAAUGAAUAGCACUCAAUUCAAUAACAGCCUGCUAAAAUUUUAGACUCUGUUAAAUUAAUUAGCUGCUUGUGGAUUCUUGUUGAAAGGUAUGUAAUAUGACUAUAUGAUAACCCAAUUUAAAAUAUUUAUGGAUAUUUGUAAAAAGCUACAUUGUUAAUUAAUACUAUUACAUAUAAAGCUAAUUUAAAAAUAUUUGUAUUGUUUACAAAAAAAAAUUGCUCAGGCUAAGCCUGAGACAAAAAAAAAAAAAAAUCUGCUGAGUAGCUGUAUGGCCUAAACCUGGAUACCUUUUUCUCUUGUAUUUGCAUAUCUUCUCAGGAAAUUAAAGUUAUAUCACAUAUUUAUAGAAGCCCACUGGUAUUGAUUGUUGUUGAGUUAUAAGCAGCAGUGUGCUGGAGUGCUGGAGUGAACUAGCACUAAGCUCAUGAUAGCUGAUUGUUACAUUUUCAAAAUUUUGCAAUCUGGUUAUUAAUUAGUCAUUCUUGAAGUUGGCCAUGGUGGGACUAUUUAUACCAUGGGAACUGGCAAACACAAAUUAGGGAUUUUCCUUGUGGAGAGCCUGUUAACCAGCACACGGCUAUUUGUAAAACACUCCUUAAUGACUUCUCUCUGCUCCUGCCUUAUUCCUGGGACAAUCAAGGUAGGCAAGAGAGUGAAAUUAUCAUACUUCCAGGAAGAGCCCCCCAUGGUAAUGAUUUCUCAGGGCAAGGAUGAGCUCAGCAGCUGCAGGGAGAGUGAAGGCUACCAACAGACGAUCUUUGAAUUUUCCUGGUGUUGUAAUUUCAGCCUUUGUUUUCAACGUAUACUAUUUCCUUGUUUCUUCAAAUAGAUGAAACCUAUAUAAAUGUUCUGUUGGUAAGUGGGCUGUAGCUAACUUAUCCGUGGAUUAUCAGUUUAGCAUCAGUGAUAUUGAGAACUUGAGGGUGCAUCAGAGAAAUCCUUGCCCAAAUGAAACACUGCUUGGCUAGUGUUAGGCAAAAGUGAGAGCUGGAUGCAAUCAGCUUUUGGUUAUAGCUGUUACAAUUUUUGCUGGGUUAGUCAGACAGUUUCACAUUCCGACUUCUGUCCCUCCCUUCAACUCCACUUCAGCCAUCCUCACUAACAAAGCCGUCACCAACCCCUUUCAUACUGUUUUUUACCUUCACUCUUGCCCAUCAAAACCUACCUAGAGUGUGUUACAGCACUAUGGGUUGAGUGCCUCCUGAAGAUAGCAGUUGACUAGAAAGCAACGCACUUUUGUGCAUUUGAUGGGGGCAAACUAACUCCUUAAAUAUAUCUGUUUAUCUUGGAGAUGAAAUUCCUGUCUUUUUGUGUUUGAUCUCAAAGAAGCAAUUUCAUUGGUGGAGGUGAGAGGAUAUUUUUUAUUAGAAGAAGAAAAAACCUGAUUGAUUUAUGGGCAAGGAGUCUGAGGAUUACCUUCAAGUAUAAGUUAUAAAGGAUACCUUGGUACCUACACUUUUCUUGAUCUGAAUGGAUGUGUCUCCAUUUUGGGGGUCAUUUGUGACCCUGGCAAAGUCACUCUACAGGUCAUGACUCUCCUGUGAGUCCCACAUUUAUCCACAAGAGACCAGUACACACACUUUGUGCCUACAAACUCAGAAUACGACUGCAGCAAGAUUCUCCUGUCUCUACGCCCAAGGAGUUGGUUUUUAUCUUCCUGACAGAUUUACUGGGUGGGGUCAAACUCUAGCUCAAAGUCAACUUUUGCUUUUUCAGGUGGAAGUCAGGCACUAGUUCUCUGUUAUCUCCCAAUUGCAAGAAAUAAAGCUCUUUUAGGGGUUCCCUUGAAGUCCUCCUACCAGGUUUAACAUUAGAAAGUUUCAUUGCAUCCCAUUCCUCCUGCAAAUGGAGUGGGUGAGGACUCACAGCAUGGCCCCAGGUUUUUCUUUAUAAAUUGUAUCUCAAGCUCUCCUUUUUACCACUCUGGCCUCAUUUUAGGUCCUUAAUCCAGCCAAUGUGUCAAAGAGUAGUGGGGGAAAGGGGCUCACCUUCAUUCCUUUGUAAAUUUUGCUAUAUUGGUGAGGGCAAUAGUCUUACCCUCACUUUGAUAUCUUAGUGCCACUAAUAUUAUGCUUGAGUUGAAACUGAAUCAGGUAGAGUCCCACUUUAAUAUCCAGUUAUAUUCUUAGAUGUCUAAAAGGGAUCUGAGAGACCUAUGAUAAUAUGCAAAAAUACAAAAAGCCCCAAACUCUCACCACAGGAGCAAUAAAAUAAGAGUUUAAUACAAAGGCAGAGGGAGAGGAAAAUUAUUGUUCAGAAAAGUUAGGCUUAAGAACAUUGUUACAAAUGAACAUAAAACAAUGCUUUUAAUUUCUUGAAAAUCAAGGAAAAUAGAGAAGCAUGAAGGAAAUAAAAUUGUCUUAUCUAAAAAUACUGUUUUAAUACACACUGUUUUAUUAGGAAGAAGAAACUUUCAGGGCACCAGCAUGGCUCAGUAGGUUGAGCAUCUGACUCUUGAUUUUGGCUCAGGUCAUAAUCCCAGCAUCAUGGGAUCAAGCCCUGUGUCUGACUGAGCUAAGUAUAGAGCUUGUGUAAGAUUCUCAUUCUCAUUCUCUCUCUCUCUCUCUCUCUUUCUCUCUCUUUCAAAAAAAAAAAAAAAAAAAAGCCAAGAAACUUCUCUCCAGCACUGAGCACUGAGCUCUGGCAGACUCUCCAGAUCCACAAUGAAUGCUCUAGAUAGUAAAAUUCAGACUUUCCAUUUAUUUGAAUGUACUGGAUUCUGCUAGCAGUUAGCUAGUUUAAGGACUUGAAAACAGCUUAGUUGGGCUAUUACUCCAAAACAUACAACAGUAUUGAUGAAUCCCAUUAUACUAUUUGGGAAAGUAGGCUGGAGGGUUUAUAGGACAUGUUUCAAAGAACUCAAGAAGUGUUUGGGAAUAAGAAUAUGGAAAUUCAAUGAACAGAAUCAUUAGAAUUAAGUCAACUUCCUCAUUGCUUCAAUUGCAUAAUCAGAGUGGGAACCUCUGAUUUUAGUGUCCAGGGUGAUUGUUUCCACCCAGCUUUGGUGUUUUCCAGGGACACUACAGGGGUAGCAUGUUCCUCACACUGGGUCCUAAACAUGCAGAAUUUGAGCUGCACUGGGGUGAAUUGGUGAGUUUAAGUUUUGCAGAAUGGAAGACAGAACUUCUUACCUCCUUUCCCUGCUUAUGGGUUGUAUCUCUUACCCAAUGGCAUAGUCUCUGAGAAGAAUCUGAUGUUCAAGUGUCCAGGAUCUGACACAGUGCCUGACUAAUAGUCCUUAUUGUCUAUUGACUGAACAAAUAAAUCAUAAAUUUACUUGAGCAUUGGUGAGAACUUA